GCGGCGUCCCUGGAAGUGUCCGAGAGCCCAGGCAGUGUCCAGGUGGCCCGCGGCCAGACAGCAGUCCUGCCCUGCGCCUUUUCCACCAGCGCUGCCCUCCUGAACCUCAAUGUCAUUUGGAUGGUCAUUCCCCUCUCCAAUGCCAACCAGCCCGAACAGGUCAUUCUCUAUCAGGGUGGACAAAUGUUUGAUGGCGCCCUCCGCUUCCACGGGAGGGUAGGAUUUACAGGCACCAUGCCUGCUACCAAUGUCUCCAUCUUCAUCAAUAACACCCAGCUGUCAGAUACGGGCACCUACCAGUGCUUGGUGAAUAACCUUCCAGACAGAGGGGGCAGAAACAUUGGGGUCACUGGCCUCACGGUGUUAGUCCCCCCUUCUGCUCCACACUGCCAAAUCCAAGGAUCCCAGGACAUCGGCAGUGACGUCAUCCUUCUGUGUAGUUCGGAGGAAGGCAUCCCGCGGCCCACGUACCUUUGGGAGAAGUUAGAUAACACUCUCAAGCUACCUCCAACAGCCACUCAGGACCAGGUCCAGGGAACAGUCACCAUCCGGAAUAUCAGUGCCCUCUCUUCCGGUCUGUACCAGUGUGUGGCUUCUAACGCCAUUGGGACCAGCACCUGUCUCUUGGACCUCCAGGUUAUCUCACCCCAGCCCCGGAGCGUCGGAGUAAUCGCCGGAGCUGUUGGCACCGGGGCUGUUCUUGUCGUCAUCUGCCUUGCGCUAAUUUCAGGGGCGUUCUUUUACUGGAGAAGCAAAAAUAAAGAGGAGGAGGAGGAGGAAGAAAUUCCUAAUGAGAUCAGAGAGGAUGAUCUGCCACCUAAAUGCUCUUCUGCCAAAGCAUUCCACACAGAGAUAUCCUCCUCAGAAAAUAACACAUUGACCUCUUCCAAUACCUACAACAGUCGAUACUGGAACAACAAUCCAAAACCCCAUCGAAACACAGAGUCAUUCAACCACUUCAGUGACUUACGCCAGUCCUUCUCUGGCAAUCCUGUUAUCCCUUCAAUCUAUGCAAAUGGGAACCAUGUGGUUUUGGGUCCACAUAAGACUCUGGUAGUUACAGCCAACAGAGGGUCAUCACCCCAGGUCAUGCCCAGGAACAAUGGUUCAGUCAGCAGGAAGCCUUGGCCUCAACACACACACUCCUACACCGUAAGCCAAAUGACCCUGGAGCGCAUCGGUGCCGUACCUGUCAUGGUGCCUGCCCAGAGUCGGGCAGGGUCCCUGGUAUAGGAUGACUGAGGACGCUGUGUUCAGAAGAGAAUAAACGGACUGCCUUCAGGCAAAGGGGAGCGUGGGAUUCGUGAGUGCUGGAAAGAUAAACUUUUGUUACGAUUCCAUUAGCAAAAAGCACAAAGAAGAAGGCUGUGAAGCUGUCCCCUGGCCACUGAGCGUGGGACGUGGCCUGGGGUUAUUCCAUCAUGAAGACUCGAGAAGACUGUUCCCAACCACAGCUGUCCUGAGAUUCAGUUAAAACAAAACAUGCUGCAUCUCAAGAGAUGUGUAAUGCCACGGAGGAUGCUAGAAACAGAGUAGCAUCACCCAAACCGCGGUGCAGCUGGACCCAUUCUUUAAUUCUUGCCUAACUUAAUAAUUAUUUUCCAGACCCUUAAAGUGCCAGGUGGAAUUUACAGAAUUUUUAAAAAAUAGGUGUCCUUAGGGGACAGAAAACAGGAGCAAGCUCGUGGUGUGGGCCGGGCUGCCUCCCCCAGUCCCUUUGAUGACACGAGGGAUGCUUCCAUCUGAGCUGACUUUAUCAUAGAGGCAAAAUUGUUCAGAACACUGGCUAGAGAUGGGGGAAAAUAAGGAAACUUCUUGUGAA
Messenger RNA from Apodemus sylvaticus (European woodmouse), 1822 nucleotides. RefSeq names its product immunoglobulin superfamily member 11 (gene Igsf11). The record is from RefSeq and is a predicted model, not a curated record. Lineage: Eukaryota; Metazoa; Chordata; Mammalia; Rodentia; Muridae. Gene Ontology annotation, biological process: homophilic cell-cell adhesion. The transcript has 6 exons. Gene Ontology annotation, molecular function: ionotropic glutamate receptor binding. Gene Ontology annotation, cellular component: cell-cell junction. The coding region runs from base 121 to 1233 and encodes 370 amino acids.